Sporothrix schenckii 1099-18 is the source of this 1911-nucleotide messenger RNA. Its product is annotated as ATP-dependent RNA helicase. The transcript has 5 exons. Lineage: Eukaryota; Fungi; Ascomycota; Sordariomycetes; Ophiostomatales; Ophiostomataceae. Gene Ontology annotation, molecular function: RNA binding; RNA helicase activity; ATP binding. Bases 1 to 1911 code for a protein of 636 amino acids. The record is from RefSeq and is a predicted model, not a curated record. Gene Ontology annotation, cellular component: nucleus.
AUGUCCGCUGCCUGGAACGAAGGCCCUGACCAGGGUGGCACUCCUGCUGACAGUGGUUGGAAAGCCGAGGUUGUGGCUCUUGAUGGUGGUGGUGGCGAUGGGGGUCAGAUUCGGGAUCAUGGCUUUGACAUUGCCGUCAAGCCGGAGCUCUACCCCGGCUUCGACGGUGAGCGCCAGCAGAUCAAAGACGCUGGCUGGAUUGAGAGCACCCCGUACAACUACGAGGCCGAGCAGGACCCCACCAAAGUCCUCCGCGACUGGGCCGGCAACGCUACAGUCUACGAGUGGUCCGGCGAGGAAGGCGACGUCGGCCCGCCUCGGAAGAGCUCGAGCGCGAGCUUUUUGGAGACCCAGAGAAACGCUCCGGUUCUGGUAUUGACUUUUCGACCUACCUUUGCUGCUUCUUUGUUUCGCUUACCAUAUUACGUGCUUCUAUAUAGACUUGCUGAGAUCAAGGUUACCCAGGAGGGCGAAACUCGCAUUUCUCCUUUCUACGACUUUGACAAGGCUGGUCUCCACCCUGCGAUGCGUCGCAACGUCGAAUUGGCCGGCUACAAGGUGCCAACUCCCAUCCAGAUGUACUGUCUUCCCGCCAUCAUCAAUGGACACGACGUCAUGGGUAUUGCUCAAACUGGUUCCGGCAAGACGGCCGCCUACCUCAUUCCCAUCCUGAACCACCUCAUGGGAAAGGCAAAGAAGCUUGCCGCUGCUCGCCCCAAUCCGGCGACCUACCGGCCGGGUCUAGACGCCCCGGCGCGUGCUGAGCCGCUGGUCGUCAUUGUUGCCCCCAGCCGUGAGCUUGGAAUUCAGAUCUUCAAUGAGGCCCGCAAGUUCUGCUACCGUACCAUGCUCCGCCCCUGCGUAAUUUACGGCGGUGGUCCGAUCCGCGGUCAGCUGGAGCAGCUCAGCCGCGGAUGUGAUGUUCUCAUUGCCACGCCUGGUCGUCUCAUUGACAUCAUGAACCGCCCUAACCAUCUGUCACUCCGUCGUGUCAAGUUCAUGGUCCUUGACGAGGCUGAUGAGAUGCUGCAGGAUGACUGGGUUGAGGAUCUCAGCCGCAUUCUCUCAGGUGACCAAGAUGACGGUGACAUCAAGUACAUGAUGUUCUCGGCCACGUUCCCCAAGCGUCUGCGGGAUCUUGCCAAGGAAUACCUUGCGAACGAUCACUGUCGUCUGCGUGUCGGCCGUGCUGGCAGCUCUCACGGCAACAUCCAGCAGGUGAUCUCGUACAUGGAUCCUGCAAACAAGCGCAAGGCUACCGUUGAGCUUCUCAACUCCAUCCCGCCCGGCAGAACCAUCAUAUUUGUCAACCGCAAGCUGACUGCCGACGAGCUUGACGACUUCCUGUAUAACCUUGGCCUCCCCUGCACCUCGAUCCAUGCUGGCCGCACCCAGAUGGAGCGCGAGGACGCCAUGCGUGCGUUCCGUGGCGGUCAGUGCCCGAUUCUCAUUGCUACCGGUGUCGCUGCUCGCGGAAUCGAUGUGCACAAUGUAAACCACGUCAUCAACUACGAUCUCCCCACUCUUGACCACGGCGGCAUUGAGGAGUACGUUCACCGUAUUGGACGUACUGGUCGCAUUGGUCACCGCGGUCUUGCGACGUCGUUCUACACCGACCGGGACGAGCCCAUUGCGAGUGUCCUUACGCGCACUCUCCUUGAGACCAAACAGGAAAUCCCCGAUUUCUUAGAGAUGUACAUUCCCGAGGGCGAGGCCCGCGAGAACCUCAAGUUCGAGGCUGACUCGGACUUCGAGGAGUUCACUGCCGGCGACGGCGGUGACGACGGUUGGGGUGCCGGGGGCGAUGCAUGUGACUCGUGGGACGCUCCGGCCGAUGGCGAUGUCGGUGGCACCGGUUGGGGUGCCGGCGACGACGAUGCCAACGAUGUACCGGUUGUUGGUUGGUCGUAA